Messenger RNA from Adineta steineri, 1155 nucleotides. The record is from the annotation of a GenBank genome assembly. NCBI's taxonomy places the organism in Eukaryota, Metazoa, Rotifera, Eurotatoria, Adinetida, Adinetidae.
AUGUCUUUACAAUCAAUUCCUAUUUAUAAACGACCAUUAUUUUCAAUAUCGACAGUUCAUGAUGAUCUAUCUGAUAAUUAUGAUAUUGUUAUUAUAUUUCAUGCAUCACAAAUAAAUACUAUUGAAUAUGUUAAUCCAUAUUUUGUGGCAACAAUUGAUAAUCAAAUAUCAUUCACAUCAACAUCGAAGUGGACUGAUGAAGAAUGGAUAAUUCGAAAGAUUCCUAGGAAUGCAAAACUUUUAGUUAAAAUUUAUAAUAAAAAUGAGAAAGAACUUGAUGAUAAUUAUAUUGGAGAAUUUGAAAUAUUGAAUAUAAUCAACUAUGAUGCUCCUCCAAAUGGUCCUACCAUUGUUGAUUCAUAUGGUCAACAUAAAGGACAUUUUCAUUUAUCUAUCGAUUCAAAAAAAUCAUCGAAUGAAAGCCAACAACUGCCUUGUUAUACAUUCGAUGGUCCUUGUCGAUAUUCUCGUUAUGAUUUUUUUCCUAUUAAUCAUCAUACUGAACGUAUCUAUUCAACUUGGACAAUACAAUUACGACGUAUUUUAUCCUAUUUUCCUUCUGAUCAACGUCAACAAUGGAAUCGUCAGUAUAAACCAGUUCAACAAGUAACUUCUGAUUAUUUAGGUAUAUCGACUGCACACAAUAUGAUGGCAUUAGCUCAAAAAACAUUCAAUGAGAAAAUUGUAAGACAUGAUGAAAAUGGACAAUUGAGAAGUGCUGAUGAUUUAUGGAAGUUGGUUUUAAUGGAUAAAACAAUACAGCAAAUAAGACCACGUAUUUAUACUUAUAUAAUUGAUGAUACAACAUGGCAAUUUACAGAAAUAGAUCCUCGAGUAUUUGCUGAUUCUACAAUUAAACAUGCUCGAUUAGCUAAUUGGUCUGAAUAUAUUUGUUAUGCAGGUGAAUUUCAUCUUCGUCCUAAAUUUGGUUGGACUAAAUUGAAUGAUGAAUGGGAAUUAGUAUUUGAUAAUGCAUCAGGAACAUAUUCACCAAACGCUGAACUAUUAAUUAAUUUGAAAAAACUCUUAUUAUUUAAUUUUCCUGGAUUGAAUAUUACCACGUAUGAUUACAAAGAUCCAAUGUUAAGAGAUAGUAUUGAACAAUUAGAAAUAAUUGCACGAAAAUACAAGAAUAUAGGAAGACAAGAACAAUAA